Cynoglossus semilaevis (tongue sole) is the source of this 2875-nucleotide messenger RNA. It is a transcript of the gene dbt, whose product is annotated as dihydrolipoamide branched chain transacylase E2. The record is from RefSeq and is a predicted model, not a curated record. The transcript is spliced from 11 exons. Lineage: Eukaryota; Metazoa; Chordata; Actinopteri; Pleuronectiformes; Cynoglossidae. The coding region runs from base 80 to 1597 and encodes 505 amino acids. Gene Ontology annotation, molecular function: lipoic acid binding; acetyltransferase activity. Gene Ontology annotation, cellular component: mitochondrion; cytoplasm.
AAGAAUGCAAAGUAAGUAGGUAUACGCUAAUUGGCUGCUAAGAGGGCGUGCUUCUGUGACGUCUGUGAGAGAAACAAAGAUGGCAGCGGUGACCAGAGGCUCGAUGCUGGCUCUGAGGAGACUGCUGACCCAUCAAUAUCGAGGGAGAUGCUUUCGCCUUCAAGGCUUCAGGUCAGAGCGUCACCUGCUGCCACUCACGCUCACCACCAACGGCAGACAUCUGCAAUGGCUGAAUCACAGGACGCUGCACACCAGUACGAUUUUUUUCUGUCCUUCAGUGAUUGGAGGACCGAUUGUCCAGUUCAAACUGUCCGACAUCGGAGAAGGAAUCAUGGAGGUGACAGUGAAGGAGUGGUACGUGAAGGAGGGGGACAGAGUGUCUCAGUUUGACAGUAUCUGUGAGGUCCAGAGCGACAAAGCCUCCGUCACCAUCACCAGCCGGUACGACGGUGUCAUCAGGAAACUCUACUACGAUGUUGACGCCACGGCCCUCGUUGGGAAGGCUCUGGUAGACAUCGAGACCGAGUCCAGUUCUGAGAUCAUUCAGGAAGAGGACGUGGUGGAGACGCCCGCCAUGGCUCGAGAAGAACACACCCAUCAGGAGAUCAAGGGCCACAAGACCCAGGCCACACCUGCUGUCCGAAGGCUGGCCAUGGAGAACAAUAUAAAGCUCAGUGAAGUUGUGGGAACAGGCAGAGAUGGACGCAUUCUGAAGGAGGACAUCCUCAACUUCCUGGCCAGACAGACGGGCGCCAUUUUACCUCCAACCCCAGUCCAGGAGAUUCAAAUUCCAGGUCCAGCUCAAGUGUCCGCUGGCGCCCAUGCCACCAGGCCUGUCAGCACACCCGCACUGGCCAAAGCCCCGCCCACAACCCCUAGGCCUGUCUUCUCCGGAAAGGACAUCACUGAGCCCCUCAAAGGGUUCCACAAGGCCAUGGUGAAGACCAUGACGGCUGCUCUGAAGAUUCCUCACUUUGGUUACUGUGAUGAAGUGGACCUGACCCGGCUGGUGGCCCUGAGGGCAGAGCUCAAACCUGUGGCUGAAGCUCGAGGAGUCCGACUGAGCUUCAUGCCCUUCUUCAUUAAGGCUGCCUCCCUCGGUCUGCUUCACUUCCCCAUCCUGAAUGCGUCGGUGGAUGAAGGCGUCCAGAACAUCACCUACAAGGCGUCUCAUAACAUCGGUCUGGCCAUGGACACCAGUCUGGGUCUGCUGGUUCCUAAUGUGAAGAACGUGCAGCUGCUCAGUGUCUUUGAGAUCGCCCAGGAGUUGAACCGUCUGCAGGUUCUGGGGUCACAGGGUCAGCUUGGAACCAAUGAGCUGACCGGUGGAACCUUCACUCUGUCCAACAUUGGCUCAAUUGGUGGCACGUAUGCCAAACCUGUCAUCCUUCCUCCAGAGGUUGCUAUUGGAGCUCUUGGAAAAACCCUGGUUCUUCCCCGGUUUGCUGCUGAUGGUCAGGUGGUCCCAGCACACAUCAUGAAGGUCAGCUGGUCUGCAGACCAUCGCAUCAUUGACGGUGCUACCAUGUGUCGCUUCUCUAACAUGUGGAAAGAGUACCUGGAGAACCCAGCCCACAUGGUUCUGGACCUGAAAUAAACCUUUCCCAUCAGCCCAGGGGACGAUACCACACUACGACCUAAACCUCUUCCUGCCGACUCUUGACUCGGCGUUCUCUCAUCACGAGGCCUUUUCCACUAGCUGUUACCGGGGGUGGGGCUUAGGUCUAUCAUGUUUUAUAAUGACCAACCACACGCACCGGAUUAGUCUUUACAUAAAAUGUUUAAUCUGACAUCGAAGGGUGGUUAUCAAAACCAGGACCAGACUGGUACUAGUUCUUUAUUGGUCUGUCCACAUUUACACUACAGUUAGCUUCACUUUAGCAUGGUUUGGAUUCAGGACGGUUUACUAACAUUUUUUCCAGGUGCCGCUGCUCCAGGUUAAUAUUGUCUCAUGUUUGUCAUUCUACAGUCAACAUGGGGCGGUGAGUUCCCGAAAGACUUCUGGUUCAUUCAGAAACUUUAACUCAGCUUUGAAGAAUGUAGCUUCUGUGGUCACUCCACAUAUGAUGAAUCAUCUAGCUGUUAGUAUUGCAAACAGUUACUGUUACACUACUGCCAUUUCUGUCAAGAACAUGUACAACUGUUAGCUUCUACUAGUACAGUUAAGAGUUGCUUUUUCAGAAGGCCUGUUAGCAUAGGCUAAAGUUACUGUUGGCACCUUCUGAGAGGAGUCCAGUUAGAAGUGUAGCUACUGUCGGCGUCAGUGUAACAUUAUAAUUAGGUCUUGGUUCACGUAGAGAAGUCAUUUAUGGCUAAAAGCGUAGCUUAAGACUAUUUCUGUUAGCCACUACACAUAAUAGAAUCCAUUAGCAACAGUUCUAACAGGAGCUCACUGUUGUUGGUGUUAAAUAUUAGGCUACUGUGAAAACGCUAACAGACUUAGAAGUUGACUUUAGUUCAGCUGCCUAAAUCCAAAACCAAAACUGCUGAUGUCAGUGUUUAUUGUCACAGCUGAAUAGUCUGCCCCUGGUGGUGAUGUCAGGAACUCAUGGAUUGUCUGCCUUUACCUUUAGACCUUCUGGAAAGUUCCAGAAAAGUGUUUUUUAACCUCAUGUUUUUUUUUUUAUUUUUGUUUUUUUUUUUUUUUUGGUGCUUUUUUUUUUCUUGGUGUAUGCCCUUGGUUGAUCCCCUGGUGGACAUGAGCGUCUCUCUCUCUCUCUCUGUCUCUGAACAAUGGACGUCUCCUGUCCUGGACCUCCUCAGUCGUGUCGUCUGUUACAUUUGUGGGUUUUGUUUUGUUUUGUUUGUUUGGGUUUUAACCGAUGGAACUAUUGGAUUAACAAAUAUUGUCAAUAAAAGAAAAUUAUGUAGAAAA